AUGAACUUUAACGCAUCCAACGAAUGUAAUCCUGUCCUCGUGGCUCCUCGCCCCGUUCGGCUUGCCACUGCAUCAUUCAGUAAUUUUAUAGUACGACCUGCCUCCCGCGUGGAAGAGAUCAACAAGCUCUCGUCGUCAGCUACAUCUUCUGACAGCAGAGAGCUUAGUAGCUCACCUAGCUUGCGAUCUUCACCACGAUCUGCCCUGUCAACUGAGGCCUUGGAAGAGUUUCUCUCUAUACUUAGGCCUUCUCUCAACUUAUUUCCCCCACACUCGCCCGUGCUACGGACUACUACCGCAUUUGCGCUUAAAGCCAUCGCUCAGGCCAGCGAAGGUGACUCAGCUGCAGACGCGGGGACGGAGGCAGUGUCGGUGGGGGUAGAGAUGGAAGAUGAGUUAAAUUUUAGGCAAUAUCAGUGGUUCUCAAAUGCCAUUCUCUCUUCCCCGAUUUCGCGCACCAAUACUCGCAACCCAUUCCAGCGACAACGUCAGCUUGCGAUUACACCGUCGCCCACUGUGGUGAAUUCAUUACAAUUGAGUCCCGCAGCCAUACCCCUGCCCCUUCCCACGCCGGACGAAGUGUUGGAGUAA
Molecule: messenger RNA, 591 nt
Organism: Desarmillaria tabescens
Lineage: Eukaryota; Fungi; Basidiomycota; Agaricomycetes; Agaricales; Physalacriaceae
Exons: 3
Coding region: 1-591 (196 amino acids)
Source: RefSeq, a predicted model, not a curated record